AUGCCCAAGUUGGAGGGAGGGAUUCGGCAAAACCGCAAGCCCCGAGGACGCGGGAUUCGUGCUACGACUGGUUGCCUCAUCUGCAAACACCGCCAUGUCAAGUGCGAUGAAGCUCAUCCUCAAUGUGGUCCCUGUGCAAAAGGCCAACGUCCUUGUGUCUACGCUCCUCAGCAUUCGCCGCGUCGGCGGCCUGCUCGGCAAGAGAGUCUUCACGCAGAGGCAAGCACGGGCGAGAAUGCGGCAAUCCCCACCCCCACACCGUCCAAUAGCUAUGUACCCUCAGCAGGCACAGAAAGCUCCGUGACAGCACGGGUCGUGCCGUCGAGAUGGCUCGAGCUUUCGGCAAAGGAUGCCACCAAUGCUAAUGCCGAGUUUCCACUGUCGCCGCCGCAGCUCUCUCGCAACCGGAUUGAGACUGGAGAGAACCUGCGGAAUAGUUCUAACCUACGUCCUCACACACUAAAAGAACAGGAGAGCCGUCAUGCUGCUGCCUUCCCGAGAGGCAAAGAAAUUGAACCGGGAAUCGUCUCACAACCACCCGGCACUGCGCCCGUUGCGACUAAAACAACCUCUCUAUGGACCUCAAAGUACCCAAUUCCUCUUUCAAACUUAGAGCAUUAUCUUUUCGGGCAUUUUGUGCGUAUUACAAGCAAAUUGCUGGAUUUUUAUGACCCAGAAAUGCAUUUUGCAACAACGGUUCCGCACAUAGCGCUUCGGAAUGUGGGUUUGAUGAGAGCAUUGCUGGCCCUUUCUGCGCGCCAUCUCACGCUGGGAGAAAGUGAGAAAGAGCAGUUUGCUCCCACAUCAAUUGAAAAAAAUGGCAUUCCAGGCCGCCAAGAAGAUAUCAUUGAUCGCAAUCUUGCAGUUGAAUACUACUUGGAGACCCUUGCGUAUCUGAACAAAGCAAUGCAGUACCCGCUUUAUGCGCGGAGCUUGGAUAUGAUUGCGACGGUCAUCCUGAUCAGCACCUACGAAAUGAUCAACGGCUCAAAUCAACAUUGGAAAAGACACAUAAAAGGUGUGUUUUGGAUCCAAAAACUUCAGGAAAACAAUGGAGAAUCCGGAGGACUCCGGUCAGCCGUCUGGUGGGCUUGGCUUCAACAGGAUAUCUGGAUCGCCAUGCGAGAACGACGUCGCGUCUUUAGUCUCUGGAAUCCUAAAAUGCCAGUGUCCACGCUCACCGCGCCAGAGCUCGCAACGCGCGUCAUAUACCUGCUUUCCCAGUGUAUCAACUAUGCAUCGAAAGAAGAAGAGAAAGCUUCGAACAUAGAACACCGUCUAGACUGGGGAAAUAAGCUGCUCUUCCUACUCCAGGAAUGGCAUGAAACAUUGCCGCCAGCAUAUAGUCCUCUGCCUUCCGUAUCCAAGAUUGAAAUUUUUCCACCGAUUUGGGUGAAUCCACCAUCUUAUGCCGCGGCUCUACAAAUCCACAGUCUCGCCCUGAUCCUUGUCAUCUUGCACCGUCCAUCCUCCAGCGACCUUGAUGACUACCGAGCAGCACAGCAUAUGCUGGCAGUUUCUGUGAGCACAAUUUGCGGUAUCGCGAGAUCUGUUGAUGAAAACGAUGAUGAGCGAACAUGACUUCGCUACACUGUU
This is a messenger RNA of Aspergillus pseudotamarii, 1596 nucleotides long. Its product is annotated as Zn(II)2Cys6 transcription factor. Gene Ontology annotation, biological process: positive regulation of transcription by RNA polymerase II. Gene Ontology annotation, cellular component: nucleus. The record is from RefSeq and is a predicted model, not a curated record. Bases 1 to 1581 code for a protein of 526 amino acids. Gene Ontology annotation, molecular function: DNA-binding transcription factor activity, RNA polymerase II-specific; transcription cis-regulatory region binding; zinc ion binding. The transcript has 3 exons. NCBI's taxonomy places the organism in Eukaryota, Fungi, Ascomycota, Eurotiomycetes, Eurotiales, Aspergillaceae.